Megalobrama amblycephala (Wuchang bream) is the source of this 3588-nucleotide messenger RNA. It is a transcript of the gene tmem266, whose product is annotated as transmembrane protein 266. Gene Ontology annotation, cellular component: plasma membrane. The record is from RefSeq and is a predicted model, not a curated record. Gene Ontology annotation, molecular function: voltage-gated channel activity. NCBI's taxonomy places the organism in Eukaryota, Metazoa, Chordata, Actinopteri, Cypriniformes, Xenocyprididae.
UGAGUAAAUUAUCAGGAAAAUUUUAUUUGAAAGUGAACUAAUCCUUUAAAGUGGUUUGAUCUCACCAGAAAUAUGAUAUAAGGUAUUAUGAUGACACUAGUGUUGAAUGAUGCACAGUAUGAUAAAUACAGAAAAAUAAAGAGGUUUUCACAUGUGAAGCCAUAGAAGAACCUUUCAGUGAAAAAUGUUCUUGGUGUGAAGAACAUUUUAAAAAUCGAAAGAACAUUUCCACUAAAGAACCUUGAAACAUCCAUGGAUAUUAAAGGUUCUUCAUGGUGCCAAUAAAGAGCGUGAUAUUAUGAUGGCAUUGUAUAAUAUUAAAGUCUAGUAGUAUUAUCUGAAAGUCUGAAGCAGUUUUGUACAAGAGCACUCGGCAGACCCUUGUUUUGUUUCUUUCUUACGCGGUCUCCAUCUCUCUCUCUCACUGUCUCACACGCACAUUCCCGAUCAAUAGUAAUGUUUGAAACGCAUUUCUCACAUCUCAAUGUCACCCCUGCCAUCUCCAUAUGCUCAGUCAUGACUCAUGACAGCUGUUGACGUUAUUCUACAUGACUGAUGUGUGUUUGCAGCGGCACGCGCUAUAGAAAUUCUCACGGAAUGACACGCGCGUAUCUAGAAUAUAGGACACUGUCAUGGAAAUGCGAGCACCUCAGCGGCCAGUAAGGUGUUUUGAUGGAUGCGAGGUUAUCCCGAAGAACAUUUGCCAUCCCUCGAACAGAAAACCAAUAGAAAAGCGUUUUCUCUACGUAAUGAAUCCCCUCCUCCUCCGACAUAACGGAGCGAUGCUGGCGUUCAUGCUUCAAUCGAAUCGCGUCUAAUCGAAUCGCGGCUUCAGCACGAUGGAGACGGAGUCCCUGGCGUGAAUUGAAGGGGGAAGCCCUCAGCACAACACAAAAUAUACACAAUGCGCUCCUCCUGUCGCGAAUACGAUGCCUUUCUCUGGAUGGUUGGACUCCUAAUAUCAUCUCGCUGAGCGAUGAUGCUCGUGUUACGGCUCGCCUUUGCUCAACGUCCGCUUUAUUCGCGAAAGAAGCAGCAGAACGGAUGCUUGACCACUGCGAAACUGUCUUCACGCAUCAAGCCUCUUCUGAAUAUUGGCAAGGGACACGUUAUCAUAACCACGAGGGCCAGGGAGACACGAUUAAAGUUUCAACGAUGUAAAUCGAGGUCUGGUAUGAGUGAAGUCGCCUCCGUCUAGCACAAACUAGAGCUCACGUUUGAGAGAAGUGAAAGAGGAAGUCCAUUCAGCGUUUGCUGCAUAUCGCACCAUGAGCCAGCCACAGCCCCCUCAGCAGGCGGCAGUGCCGGAUCUGGAGGUGAUCUCUCAGCAGGUGGAGGAUGAAGGCCAGUGCAUGGCUCCAGUGCAGCUGGUCAGCUUCGCCUACAGGGACCUUCCUCUAGCUGCCCUGGACCUCUCGCUGGCCGGAUCCCAGCUACUUUCCAAUCUGGACGAAGAGGACAACCAAGAAGGGUCUAACUGGCUGAAGCCGUGCUGCGGGAGGAGAGCAGCGCUCUGGCAGGUGUGUUUGCUGAGUGCCGGCUUCAACUGUUUCCUGGUGGCCUGUGUCAUCUUGGUGGUGGUCUUACUGACUCUGGAACUGCUCAUCGAUACUAAGCUUCUACAAUUUAAUAAUGCAUUCCAGUUCGCCUGUAUCAUCCACUGGAUCAGCCUGGUCAUCCUGUCUGUCUUCUUCACUGAGACUGUCUUUAGGAUUGUGGUGCUCGGGAUAUGGGAUUACAUAGAGAACAAAGUUGAGGUAUUUGACGGUGCUGUGAUUGUACUCUCUCUGGCCCCAAUGGUGGCCUCCACGGUGGCUAACGGCCCCAGCAGCCCCUGGGACGCCAUCAGCCUCAUCAUCACCCUCCGCAUCUGGAGAGUCAAGAGGAUCAUUGACGCGUACGUGCUGCAGGUGAAGGUGGAGAUGGAGAUGGAGAUCCAGCAGUACGAGAAGACCAAAGCUGUGAGAGAGGAACAGCUGGAGAGACUCACACAGAUCUGUCAGGAACAGGCCUUUGAGAUCAGGCAGUUGAGGGCUCACCUGGCGCAGCAGGAUUUGGAUCUGGCCGCUGAGCGGGAGGCCGCCAUGCAGAUCCACCACGUAUGGGGGAAACAGAGCAGCAGCUUCCAGGAAAUAGACGGCCUGGGGCCCGCUGGAUCUGACAACGAGUGCCGGGCCAAUACCAGAGAACCCAGACCUGCUCCAGAGAGUGUUGUUCAGGAUGAUAUGAAUAACUACAUCAGUCAGUAUUACAGUGAGCCAAGUAGCGACAUUGGAGUGCCCGACCCUGGUGCUCGUGUCAUAACCACAGCAGCCAUCGAUGUCCACCUUCCCACCAACCCCAACCAGUUGCCGCCUUCCCUCGUUAGUGCCGACGGCCCGGGAAGUGGCCAGGAACACGGCAGCUCUGUAAGUGAAGCAUCCAGCACGACCAUGUCCCGGUCAAGUUGCAGCUUCACGGCCCGGCAGCACAGCAUCAGCAGCCACACGCUGGGCUCCACAACUGACUGCAGCUCUACCGUACGGGAGGCCUCCACCUCCGACUACAGCGGCCAGCGCUGCUGCCCUCCUCCAUACUGCAGCCCUUUGACCCUCGGGACGCAAUCGGGCGUCCACGACCCCAGCGCGGUGGUCAAGGAGCUGCUCUCUUCCUUGUCCGAGGACUCCUGCCUAGCGCAGAAAGGCAGGGUGGACCCGGUCAACCUUAAAUUGCCCAGUCCGGCAGGGUCAGUGAAGGCCAGUCCGGAACUGGAGCACAGGGUGAACAUAUACAACAAGAGAAACCAGGAAAGUCUGGGCGUAUUCCAGACCAAGCCACUAAUUCACCUGCAGGGGACCGAGCCAUCUCUGGAGGAGAAGUACAGGCUUAUGGAGCCGGCCGAUACUCCACUGAGCCAUAUACCAGACACAUAGAGCAUGAAGUGUGGGACAGUAACCACCAACACCAGCUGAAGCAGCCUCUCUCUUGGCCUCUCUCUGUAUAUCACUUACUCAUUGGCUGUGUCCGAAAACUGAAAAAUGGUGCCUUCACUGGCAGUAUCUGAGGUAGGAAGGCAUCAAGGCAUAUCCGAUUCCAAUGUUUGUGGAACAUCCUGUCUACUGAAAGAGUGUGACUAGUCUAGUAUUUGCUGAAUCAAUGUAAAUGACUCAGUGCCAACACUGCUACUGGAAAGACUCUUACCUGCAGAGUUUGAUUCCAAAUCUGCUCCAACACACCUUCCUGUAGUUUUUAAGUAAUCCCGCAAACCUUGGUUUGGCUGGUGUAUUUGUGUUUGAUAAGGGUUGGAGCUAAACCCUGCAUGAAAGUAAUUCUCCGGGAGCAGGAUUGGACACCCCUGCUUCUUUUCACCAGAUUCUUGUGGAUUGACUACGGAGCCCCUAAAGGGACAAUGCUUUUGCAUUCUCUAGCAAUUGUAUUGCAUUCCCCAUGUCCCUUUAGGGGCUCUAUAGAAUGCACUACACACCUUUUAAGAUCUGAACAUAUUUUAAAAACACUAAGGGCCAGAUCUACUAACAGCUUGCGCCAGCACAAACCCUCUUUUGGUGUUAAAAAAAUUACUGUCAGGAUUUACUAAAGGCAUGGACACAG